AUGCCUGCCUGCGACCGGCGCUAUUUCCUCCUCGCCACCGGCACCAUCUGCCUCAUCCAGCUCAGCUGCAUCAUCGAGGAGUGGAUCUUCAAGCAGCUGCACGGGUUCCACUACUUUUGGUUUGUGGCGCUGAUCGAGCUGCUCCUCUUCACCGUGCUCGGUCACGCCUCUUCUGCGAGCGAGCAGGGCAGGUCCGUGCUGUCGAUGCCGUCGAUGCAUCCAAGCGGGCCGAUGCGCCUCUACGCGGUCUCUGGCUGCAGCCUCGCCGCCGGCACCGGGCUCGGCAAGCUGGCGUUCAAGCACCUCAACUAUGCAACCGGGACGGUGCUCAAGUCGAUGAAGCUGCUGCCCGUGAUGGCGCUCUCCGUUUGCUGGCUACAGCGGCGGUACAACGCGUGCCAGCUGUCCGCCGCGUUGCUGAUGGUCGCGUCCGCGUCGCUCUUUGGCCUCGGCGAGCGCGAGGUGGAGACUGAGUUCAGCCCGACGGGGAUCCUGCUCUCGUUCCUCUGCCUCUUUGCACAGGCACUGCAGAACACGAGCACCGACCGGCUGCUGCGAGACCACGGCGCGACCGUCCACGAGACGAUGACGCUCUCCAACGGGUGGGGCUUCCUCGUGACGCUGCUGCUCACCCUCUACACGGGCGAGCUGCUGCCCGCCGUCGCGUUCUUCUCGCGCAGCUGGGUGUACUGGGCGCUGCUGCUGCUGCGCUGCGUACUCUUCUACCUGGGCGCGCUGCUCUACACGCGGCUCAUGCAGGACAGCGGCGCGGUCGCCGCCGUGUUUGUCACCACCAUGCGCAAGGCGCUCACGGUCGUCAUCUCCUUCCUCCUCUUCCCAAAGCCAUGGACGGAGAAGUACGCGGCGGGCGGGCUGCUCCUCCUCGCCGCCAUCGUGUGCGAGUACCACGGCAAGGCGGGCGACGCUGCGGUGCGCCCGCGCCAGGACCAGAGCUCCGCCGACAUUGCCCGAGAGCUCCUCUCGAGCAUGAGCAGCAGGGCGAGCGAGCACGAGCACGAGCCGCUCGCCGCGGGGGAGAGGGAGAGCAAGGCGAGCAGCAGCGACCCGGAGGCGUCGGGCCAGAGCGGGGCCGAGGGAGGCCACGAGCUAUGCCAGACUCCGUCAGCGUGGCUGUACCUCACGGGGAGCAUACGCCGGCCGAGGCACUCUCGUGGAUAG
Emiliania huxleyi CCMP1516 is the source of this 1179-nucleotide messenger RNA. RefSeq lists its product as hypothetical. The transcript has a single exon. Gene Ontology annotation, biological process: transmembrane transport. Gene Ontology annotation, cellular component: Golgi membrane; endoplasmic reticulum membrane. Bases 1 to 1179 code for a protein of 392 amino acids. The record is from RefSeq and is a predicted model, not a curated record. NCBI's taxonomy places the organism in Eukaryota, Haptophyta, Isochrysidales, Noelaerhabdaceae. Gene Ontology annotation, molecular function: transmembrane transporter activity.